Messenger RNA from Culicoides brevitarsis, 5197 nucleotides. It is a transcript of the gene Abl, whose product is annotated as tyrosine-protein kinase Abl. Gene Ontology annotation, biological process: protein phosphorylation. The record is from RefSeq and is a predicted model, not a curated record. Bases 579 to 4856 code for a protein of 1425 amino acids. Gene Ontology annotation, molecular function: non-membrane spanning protein tyrosine kinase activity; protein binding; ATP binding. Lineage: Eukaryota; Metazoa; Arthropoda; Insecta; Diptera; Ceratopogonidae. The transcript is spliced from 9 exons.
CAGAGAGGUGUUAAAAUUAGAGAAAAUUAAUUUAAUUUCGGAACAUUAAUCCUUAAUUUUCCAGCCUCUUGAGUCCUGAAAUCACAUCUUUUUGCAUAUUAUAUCAAAUCCCUCGAAUGUAUUUUACUGAAUAUCGUGAAAUAUCUACACACAUUUAUCAAAAUGUCUGAUUAGGAGGCUCCAGUCGUAGCUUUCAACUGAUAGAAAACAAUAUCAAUAUCGCGAAGGGAGACAAUAAAUACGGUAAAAUAGGUGAAAAAGGGACGAAAAUGUCGAGCAAAAAGCUGCGAAGCGCGUCUUGGGCAGCACACGGUUUGAAUUAGUGCAUAGUGAAAGUUAAAUGAGGGUGAUUCUAAGGGAAAAAUUAGGAAAACACAAUCUCGGAUUCUCCAUAUUCGAAAACUCAAUUUCCAGCCAUUAAAAAAAGUGAUGAAAUAAAUAUAUAUAUUAAUUAAAAGAAAAGUAUGUUGAAACUCUGAAGCGGGUCUCCGUUUUAGGCUGGUUCACAAGUGAAAAGAAAAAUAUUCAAGAAUAUUGUAAAUAAAUGAAAAUUUAGGAUACCAACACUGAUAUACAAAAUGGGUGCACAACAAGUCAAAGAACGUACUUCCUCUACCAGUUCUGGCACCCUUGGAUUAGGUGCUGGCAGUUCUUUGAGACACAGCAAAACGAAGCCUCGAGUGCCGAAAGACGGUCGAACUUUGGGCUCGAACAUUUUCACAGAGCACAAUGCUCUCCUACAAUCAAGACCGCUUCCGCACGUUCCUGCUAAAGGUCCUAUUGGUUCUACAGACAUUCUAAGUCAGCAAUCUAUGGAGUCAGGAGUUCUAUUGAGUGGCACAACAUCUGAAACUAACACAGGAACGUUACUUUCCACCGGUAGUGGCGGUAAUCAAUCUAUAAGUUUUGAAACUGCUCAUAGAUGGACAUCAAAAGAAAACCUGCUGGCUCCAGGUCCCGAGGAAGAGGAUCCACAACUCUUUGUUGCUUUAUAUGACUUUAAGGCUGGCGGCGAAAAUCAACUUAGUUUACGCAAAGGCGAGCAAGUUAGAAUUUUGUCAUACAACAAGUCGGGCGAAUGGUGCGAAGCACAUUCCGAUUCGGGACACGUAGGAUGGGUACCUUCCAAUUAUGUGACACCACUAAAUUCCCUCGAAAAACAUUCGUGGUAUCACGGACCAAUUUCGCGAAAUGCCGCUGAAUAUCUUCUCAGUUCCGGUAUAAAUGGCAGUUUUCUUGUGCGCGAGAGUGAAAGUUCGCCCGGACAACGAUCUAUUAGUUUGCGGUACGAAGGUCGCGUUUACCAUUAUCGCAUCAACGAGGAUAACGAUGGGAAAGUGUACGUAACAGCUGAGGCCAAAUUUAAUACUUUAGCAGAACUCGUACACCAUCAUAGCGUUUUGCACGAAGGACAUGGACUGAUUACGCCACUGCUGUAUCCGGCUCCGAAACAAAAUAAACCUACAGUGUUCCCGCUCAGUCCUGAGCCAGAUGAGUGGGAAAUAAGUCGGACGGAUAUUGUAAUGAAACACAAAUUGGGUGGUGGGCAGUACGGAGAAGUUUAUGAAGCUAUAUGGAAGCGUUAUGGUAAUACAGUUGCCGUAAAGACAUUGAAAGAAGAUACAAUGGCACUCAAAGAUUUUCUGGAGGAAGCUGCCAUUAUGAAGGAGAUGAAACAUCCUAAUCUAGUCCAGUUAAUAGGUGUUUGUACUCGUGAACCUCCAUUUUACAUUAUCACCGAAUUUAUGAGUCACGGAAAUUUAUUAGAUUUCUUAAGGACAACAACCGGGCGCGACACUCUAGAUGCCGUUGCCCUGCUCUAUAUGGCCACACAAAUCGCUUCCGGUAUGAGUUACUUGGAGUCCCGUAACUUCAUUCAUCGUGAUUUAGCGGCAAGAAAUUGCUUGGUGGGUGACAACAAUCUAGUAAAAGUCGCAGAUUUCGGCUUAGCACGACUUAUGCGCGACGAUACAUAUACUGCGCAUGCUGGUGCAAAGUUUCCAAUAAAAUGGACAGCUCCAGAGGGCCUAGCUUACAAUAAAUUUAGUACUAAAUCUGACGUAUGGGCUUUCGGUGUUCUACUUUGGGAAAUCGCUACAUACGGAAUGUCACCUUAUCCAGGUAUCGACCUCACCGAUGUCUUCCAUAAAUUGGAGUCCGGUUAUCGUAUGGAAAGGCCACCUGGUUGUCCUCCGGAAGUUUAUGAUUUAAUGCGACAAUGCUGGCAAUGGAAUGCCAGUGACCGUCCUUCCUUUAAAAAUAUUCAUCAUGGGCUGGAACACAUGUUUCAAGAAUCUUCAAUCACUGAAGCAGUAGAAAAGCAAUUGCAAGGUGCCAUGCUUCCACCACAACCAAAUGUUACACCGCAAAUGAUGAAAAAACCUCAAAUGGGAACACAGCAAACCGCUCAAGCUAGUCUUCAACAUGAUCAGCCAAUGACACCAGUUUCGGAUACAGGAUCAACAUCUACGAAGCUCAGUACUUUUUCAAAUAUGAAACAAGGUGUACAAAUGAGACGGACAACGAACAAAAAGGGAAAAACUGCUCCAGCUCCUCCUAAGAGGACCAGUCUUCUGUCAACUAGUCGAGAUUCAACAUACCGUGAUGAUGAUGCCAAAGCAGGAAUUGAUUUCGAAAAUCAACAAGCUUCCAAUGGCCUCUCACGAGAGAUUGCUAAUUUGACAUCCCGUGCUGAUUCCGAGACAGAAAACCAAGAAGUAACCCCUGAUACGGACAACGAAAGUCAGGAUCUUUCGUUACAACGUCACGGGGUCCAGCACGGCUCAUUUAAACGAAGUGUUCCAGCAAUGGGUACUCGUUUAGAUACACGGAACAGCAAACGUCAAAUAACUCGUAAAGUGGAUCAGCAACCAGGAUCAGUAUCAGCAGCAAGUACGCCUAGCUCAACGCAACCGCCAGUUGUGGGCGCACUAGAAGUACAAAAUGUCAAGAGAGCCAUCAAUCGCUACGGAACUCUUCCAAAAGGAGCUCGAAUCGGUGCAUACUUAGAAUCUCUUCGUCCCCCAGAAAGUGGGUCACAGUCACCUGUUUCACAAACUAUACAAGAAAUAUCUCCGACAGCUGCGCAAGCACCGACAACUGUAAAUCCUAAUAUCUUGUCGCCGCGUGCCGCUCUGAAGGCACAACCACAAAUGAUUCGCAGCAAUUCGUCAGGCGGUGUAACAAUGACAAACUCUGCAACUGCCAGUUUAAACAAAUUGCAACGACAUAGAACUACAACCGAUAGUUCUCUUAUAACGUUCUCUUCAUUUCGAGCAUCAAGUAGCAGUCCGAAAAAAGUCAUUCAGCCGUCUCUAGCUGACUUGGAGUUUCCUCCUCCCCCAAUGGACUUGCCACCACCUCCAGAGGAAUUCGAUGUCGUUGACUUGCCCGGAGAUCAAAUUCCAUUGCAGCCUAGUGGACGAACUCCUCAAAUUCAAAUCACUCCGAACAAUGAUGUUUCAAAUACGGAACCGUCUGUGGAGGAGGCUAGUACACGUUUUGGCGUAAGUCUUCGUAAACGUGAGCCAAGUACCGAUUCUUGCAGUUCUUUGGGCAGUCCUGCAGGUUUAGGGACUACCGCAGCUAACGCAACGGAGAACCUUGAUCAAAACUCCAAGGAAAUGAAAACUCGUACUGAUCCUGUUUCCAAAUUAGUAAAUGAAGGGGUAACAGAACACUACAAACCGGUGACAGAUGCGGUUAUCUAUAAAUCUACAGAAAUACGUAAUACUAAGAUGAAUAAUCAGUUGCCACCAGCGAAGCCGGAAACGAUUCCGCCUCCGACGAACUUUAAAGCACAACUGAAGAAAGUUGAACCAAAAACGCGUCCCGUAAAGCAAGAAACCAAAAAUGAAAUGAUCGAUUUUAAGUCGAGACUGCGUAAAGUACAGGAAUCAGGGACUACACAAAGUGGUGAUGCAGGAACAAGUGAUAGCUCCACCGAGCUAUUCUCAAGUGACGAUAUGUUACCGCCUCCGCCUCCAAUUCCAUCGACUAAUGGAAAUCUUAGUAACAAUAAGCCAAAUAAUACUAACAACAACAGCGAUCAUUGUAAUAACUCCACCACGACUGCAAGAGAAAUGAAAAAGACUGAAAUAAAAAUUGAUAUUCAAGCAGUUUCCAGCUUUGGUGGAAAUAAUGGCAUUGAUGAUAGCAACAAGAAAAAGGACGUUGCUAGUGAUCCAUCAUCUGACGAAGGCAUUAAUGUGAAAACUGACGGAGAAGAUGAAAAACGUAAAAGCACUGGCAGUAUCAAUAGUCUGAAGAAGAUUUGGGAACAAAGUAAGGACUCGUCGAAUGCAACGCACCUCGAUCAAACCAGUCCAAAGCUGGGUGUAAAAAAUGAGGACAAAACCCCAUCUCCACAACAUUUAGACCAUGAGCACCAAAUAAUCAAUAAAAAGCCAGCAGUUCCAGUAAAGCCAUCAAAACUUAUCUACGCGACUCCAAUUCAAACAAAAGCUUCUCUCACAACAACAACAACAACUGCUUCCACAACGACUGGCGAAAACAUAUCGAUUAUUCCCAAUCCCGGUCACGGACGUGAAAAUAUCCUGGAACUUAUCAAUCUAAUCGAGUCUAAUCUAAAAGUUCCCGUGAGUGCAAUUUCCGCGACACAAUGGCUUCAAUUCAGUGAACGUCUUAAUGCGCUACAAACCUCGUGUGUGACGUUUGCCGACAAAGAAACCAUGCCGCCUCACUCAAAAUUCCAAUUCCGAGAGUUAGUGAAUCGCGUAGAGAACCAGUCGCGAUGCUUAAGGAGUGCAAGUAGCAAGAAUGUACAAGAUAAUGAAAAAUUGAUACAUGAGGUUGGACAAUCACUGAAACAGAUCUCAAAUGCACUUCAUCGAUAAACUAACCUUUCUGGCUCGCGGGACGGUUUUUUGGGGCACUUGUUUUUUUUUUAUAUAUAAACUUCGUUUUUUCCUUCUUUCAGUUGUAACUGUGAUAAUUUUAUAUAAUUAAUUUAGUUUGCAUGCAAUGAAAUGCCUAAUCAAAAUAAUAUGACAUACAGGAAUCGUUGUUAAUUUAUGUAUGAGCAAAUAAUUUAAACAUUCAUUUAUCUUUCUUCAGUUGUUACUCUUAUAUCCCAAUCAAUUAUUAGUAUAAUUUAUUUAAAAAUUUUGAAUAAAUACAACAUUAAUAAAAUGAGCUUCGUGCGUCCCAAAAAAGACCGUAAUUGAGAUAAAAUUAU